AUGGAGUCACAAAGCGGUUCCUCGAACGCGCUGGUGCGCAAACGGACGGACACCGACCUCAUGCCUCCACCCCCUCCUGCAAAGAAGAUCAAGCGCCCCAAGAAAGUCAUAGACGAAGAUACCUACACCGAUGCCCUUUCAAAGAUCAUAGCUCGUGACUUCUUCCCUGGGUUGCUGGAAGCGGAAACCCAACAGGAAUACCUCGACGCCCUCGAGUCAAAAGACGCGGCAUGGAUCUCAAGCGCUGGACAAAGGCUGCAACGCGUAAUGACACCAGGGAGACAGAGGAUCAGGAGGCCACCGGCCUUCGAAAUUGGAGGACGUACGCCGUCGGCAUAUGGUGCGGACACACCAGCGUCUGUUGCGCCGACGAUGGUCGAAGAGUCUAAGCCUGUCGUGGAUACAAACAUGAGUCUUGCUAAUUUCCAAGCGAAGUAUACGAGCGAGGACAACGAGAGUUUCUAUAAGCUCAUGGACAAGCAAAGUCAAAAGAAGGCAGAAAAAUACGCCUGGUUAUGGACGGGCAACAAGUUGCCAUCCAAACAAAUGAUCAAGCAAGCUGAAGUGGAGGACAAGCUAGCUCAGACACGGAGUCUGAUUGACGAUGGAUUCAAAAGAGACAGGCUGGCUAUCAAAGAUGUCGAUGAGAGACCAGCGAGGCCGGACAGUUGGAACGCAAAUCCUAAAAACAACCUCAUGUUUAAACCUGACAGUGUGGAGGAUGAUUACGAGAGCCCAGCACAGAAGGCCCAAGCCGAUUCGAGGAUGGCACCGAAGUCUAUCAACUACCAAAGUACAAGAAUACCACAGCCGGUGGUUAUUCAGAGACCACCAUCUCCGACGAUGUCUGCGGUAAGGGACGCCAUUGCAGGUAGGCCUCGGAAGAACGACCAGGCUUCAAGUGCAGUCGGUGGAGGGGAAACGCCAAGGGUGAACGGGUAUGCUUUUGUGGAUGACGAAGAUGACGACGAAGCUAUUCCAGCCCCAGUCAUUAACCUGGGACCUGGCGACUCAACGCCGAAUCCUUUCAGGUUGCAGGAGCAAAGGAAAAGGGAAAGCUUGCAUCAUCGGCUAGUCGAGCGUGUAGCACAGUCAAAAAGGGAAUCUGCGAAGAAUGGCUUAACUGGCAAGCCGGAAAGGACACCAGUGCCAAAGUUUCCCUCCAGUCCGAGAGUAGCGGGUGGCCUUACACCUGCCGCCCAGAGAUUAUGGAGCAAGAUCGGCAGCCCUCGACCUGGCAGUCCAAGCAGCUCGUCUAUGAAAGCGACGCCGAUGAGAGCACGAGGAUCACUAUUAAAAGGCGGGUCAAAGGUCUCUCAGUAG
Messenger RNA from Colletotrichum truncatum, 1323 nucleotides. Lineage: Eukaryota; Fungi; Ascomycota; Sordariomycetes; Glomerellales; Glomerellaceae. The record is from RefSeq and is a predicted model, not a curated record.